This is a messenger RNA of Clonostachys rhizophaga, 1770 nucleotides long. NCBI's taxonomy places the organism in Eukaryota, Fungi, Ascomycota, Sordariomycetes, Hypocreales, Bionectriaceae. The record is from the annotation of a GenBank genome assembly.
AUGGCUUUCAGAAACAAAAAGAAAUUGAUAGUUGGAAUUGAUUAUGGCACUACCUUAAGGACUCAGUUUUGCCUUAUCAAUGCAUCUGAUUUUAAUGAUAUCAAGCCUUGGACUAAGUAUCCUGGUGCCUCAUCUCAUCAUGCUGAGAUGGCCGUGAAAGCCCCAACGCGAGUCGCCUUUGCAUGCGAAAAUAAGGAUCUUGACGAGGACGCGUGGGGUUAUCAAAUUGAGCCAGACAUGAAGGCGUACGCCUUAACGAAGCUCCUUCUAGAUAAAGACACGCUCCAGUCAGAAUAUGAUGAUCCAGAACUAGCUACUUCUAUUUCCAGAGGAGACGAAUUCAUGCUCCCCACCGGCAAGUCAGCGCUCACCGUCGCCACGCGAUUUUUGAAAGGAAUGUAUGACAUGUUUGAAAAGGCUGCUGUUGAAAUGCUGGGUGAAGACGGUUUCAAUGACAUGCCAAUUGACUACUGGCUGACUGUCCCUGCGACAUGGAGCGAGAAAGCCAAGCUUCUCACAAGAUGUGCCGCUCUCGAUGCCGGCUUUGCUUCCAAGGAGAGUGACAAAAUCAUGCUUAUCCCAGAACCAGAGGCAGCAGCACAUGCGGCACUCAAAUCUGGAUUGCAUACUUUGGCCAAUUUCGUCGAGACGGGAACUAAUGUGAUGGUUUGCGACUGCGGCGGUGGUACUGUGGACAUUACUUCAUACGAGAUCCAAAGAACACAUCCUACCCUAAAACUAAGGGAGGUAGCCGUUGGGGCAGCCGGAAAGUGCGGUGGUACAUUCGUGGAUAGGAAUUUCUUCAAGCUCAUGGUUGAACGAUUUGGCGAGGCUUUCACAUCACUCGGGGCCGACCAAAUUGGCCCAGCAAGUUCAUUUAUGGAUCAAUUUGAGCUCAAGAAAAAGGAUUUCAGUAUGAAGAAUCCCAGCAAACGGCCUCAUCGCCUAAUUCUUCCAAUGCCCUCGUUGCAACUCACUCCGGAAAUUCAGAAGUAUUACGAGAAGCGGUCAUCUUCUGUUUUACUCAGGCCGGAAGACUUCAAAAUCUUGUUUGAUCCUGUCAUCGACAAGAUCGAAAAGUUGGUUCAAGAUCAAGUUUCUGAAGUCGAGCGGCGGGAAGGAUCUUCCAUCAGCACCAUCAUCCUAGUCGGUGGCUUCGGAUCUUCACCGUACCUCAACGAAAGAUUGGAGAGUUGGUGCAAACAACGAAGGAUCCGGCUCAAACUGCCGUGGACAGACGGAUGGUCUGCCAUCGUUCGUGGCUCGGUCCUCCGAGGGCUUGAGGGUUCAAUUGUCAAAGAAAAAAAAUGCCGGCGUCACUAUGGCUAUACACUUUCCCAUCGAUACAAUCCCUCGCUUCAUGCAGGAUACAACAAACUAAAACGCUUCACUCAUUACGACAGGUUCAGUAAGGCCGACUAUUUGUCUGGAUUCAUGAACUGGAGUAUAGGCAAGGGCACUGUCAUCCAUUCUUCAACUGAAAUCGACGGCCAAAUCUAUUUUCAGGUCUCCGAAUGUUCCCUUUUUCAUGGGCGGAUGACUCUUUAUUCUUGUAGCUUGGAUGACGGUCCACCGACCAUCGAGAGCGACAGAAUCGAAGAAGUUGGAAGAGUCAGAUAUUCAAUACCGCUAGAUCUUUUAGAUCUUGAUAGAACAGAAAGUCUUGUUGAAGAUGGGAAAACCUGGUACAAUAUCCACGUCACUAUGCGCACCCGACUUGAUGAUGAUUCAGGCCACCUUAUAUUCUCGGUCCACUAUGAUGGGAAAGAA